GUACUACUUCCUCUCACGCUCCGCGUCGGGAAGGUGGGUCCCACGCGGUGUCAAUAUGAGGAUCGAGAAGUGUUAUUUCUGCUCCGGGCCGAUCUACCCAGGCCACGGCAUGAUGUUCGUCCGCAACGAUUGCAAGGUGUUCCGGUUCUGCAAAUCCAAGUGUCACAAAAACUUCAAGAAGAAGAGGAACCCACGAAAGGUCAGGUGGACUAAGGCCUUCCGUAAAGCAGCAGGCAAAGAGCUCACGGUGGACAACUCAUUUGAAUUUGAAAAACGUAGAAAUGAGCCUGUGAAAUACCAGCGAGAGCUGUGGAAUAAAACUAUUGAUGCAAUGAAGAGAGUUGAAGAGAUCAAACAGAAGCGCCAGGCUAAAUUCAUAAUGAACAGGUUGAAGAAAAACAAAGAGCUGCAGAAGGUUCAGGACAUCAGAGAGGUCAAGCAGAACAUCCAUCUUAUCCGGGCUCCUCUUGCAGGCAAAGGGAAGCAGCUGGAGGAAAAAAUGGUGCAGCAGUUACAGGAGGAUGUGGACAUGGAGGACGCUUCCUGACCGCGCUGCCUGCAACCAGCCCUGUGCACACGGGAGUCAAGCAGAGACUUUCGGCCCCUAAGUUAUUGAUUGGUUCCAUAAGGUCCCUCAGACGAGGGUGAUUUAACGUGCUUCCCCCUAAACGUUGCAGCCUGUAAAGCAUCCCCUUGUGGGUGUUAGGUCUCAACUCGGCAUUCUGCUUCACUGUGCUAUGCUCAUGCAAACAGGACAGUUAUGUGUGGAUGAAGACAUGAACUGUGGGCAUAACAUGGCUCAGCUGACCGCCUGCCAGUGUGAAAUUUGACAUGAUGUGAUAUAUUCCUUGCAUUAGGAUCGUCUGUUUGUUAGGGUUAUUGAAUUGGAGGUCACACAGGGACUGACUGUUCUCAUGUCUACCUGACUAGUAUGCUUAGUAGAGUUGCGUAAUGGCAGGAUACAAUACAGCUGAAUUAUGUUGGUCUGUCUGACCUGCCUUGGCCAUUCUAAUAGGCAGCUGCGAUGGUGGAGGAGGGCUGGGUUGAUAAACUUUGCCUGAAUGGCACCUUACUGUUUUUGCUUUGGAGAAUGCUCAAUUCCAAGUUGUGACAUCUGUCCCAAAAGAUUCUCCUCUCCUUCCAGCCCAGCAGUGAUCUAGAAGCAGAAGAAUCUUCGUGCCUUUCAAAGUUUAGUGUGCAGUUUUCUUUUCCUUCCUUCUUCUUUUUUUUUUAAAGACAAGAUCUCUUUGUGUAGUCUGGCUGUCCUGAAACUCUGUAGACCAGGCUGCCUUGGACUCACAGAGUUCCACCUGCACUUUGCCUCCCCAGUGCUGGGAUUUAAGGCAUGCACCAUCAUAUCAAGCAUUUUUGAUUUUUUUUUUUAAACCUUAAAGAAACAACCAAAAAGAAACUCUGACUUUUGGAAAGUAGAACUUAUGGAUACUUAUUAUUUGUACAUAAAUAAAGCCCUUUCUAAGGUAAA
Molecule: messenger RNA, 1483 nt
Organism: Rattus rattus (black rat)
Lineage: Eukaryota; Metazoa; Chordata; Mammalia; Rodentia; Muridae
Gene: Rsl24d1
Product: ribosomal L24 domain containing 1
Exons: 6
Coding region: 56-547 (163 amino acids)
Biological process (GO): translation; ribosomal large subunit biogenesis
Cellular component (GO): ribosome; nucleolus
Molecular function (GO): structural constituent of ribosome
Source: RefSeq, a predicted model, not a curated record